AUGGCGCUGCACAUCGCUUCGUCCGUGAGCAAAGCGCUUUUACUAUGCUCUUUUGCGUCAACAGUCCUGUCAGCGCCCGUUGAGAACGGACCAACGGUCACCCUUGCCUCUGGUGUCAUCAUAGGCACCAUGACCAAGCCCUCAAACCAGCCUUCAUUGGCAGCCUCAGCGAACGCCUACUUGGGAGUUCCUUUUGCUAAGUCACCUCCGCUUCGAUUCGCGCCGCCCGAAGCAGCAGUACCUUGGUCCAGUCCUCUUCAGGCCCAAAACGUCAAACCAUCAUGUAUUCAGCAGUUUUCCGGCACUGACGGUGUCCGCGAUAGAACCAUAGAGUACUUCAAUGACCCUACCUUUCCACCACCAGAGGAGAGUGAAGACUGCCUGUAUCUCAAUGUCUAUACACCCCCGGACGUGACAUCUUCAAGCAAGAAGGCUGUCAUGUUUUGGCUCUUUGGAGGUAACUUGGCUUUCGGAACUGGCGGACUAAAGUACUACGACGGAAGCUCUCUAGCAACCAACGAAGAUGUCGUCGUAGUCACUAUCAACUACCGCACGAACAUUUUCGGCUUCUCGAACUCGCCCGAAAUUCCCUUCGGCUCCCAGAACGCUGGCUUCUUGGACCAGAGAUUUGCAUUGCAAUGGGUACAAGACAACAUUGUGCAAUUUGGCGGAGAUCCUUCUCGUGUGAUGAUCUUCGGUGAAUCGGCAGGCGGCGAAUCCGUCAAGCAGUUGCUGGCCAACCCACCCAGCCCACUUCCAUUCUCGUCAGCUAUCCUUGAGUCUCAGAAUGCGGUCCUUCCUGGAAAUGGCCUAGUCAACUACAAGCAGGUAUUGCUGCAUUUCGGCUGCACAGACAUUGCUUGCCUUCGCAAGGUAUCCGCCGAGGACAUCAAAGCAUACAUCGAGCCGAACUCGCUCGCAUUCCCACCUGUCAACAACGAUGGCACAUCUGUUCCCGACGUUAGACUCAGCAUCUCCACCGGGAAGUUCGCCAACGUACCAACGAUGCUAGGGACGAACCUGAACGAAGCACGUGCCUUCCUGGCAGUAGCCGGUGUAACGGACGGUAAAACCGCCGUGAACAACUUCUUCAGCCAGUACAACAUCACAUCUCAAGCCGUUCGUGACUCCAUAAUUGCGGCAUAUGCUGCACAGGGUAUCACAGAUUUCUACGAACUAGCCGAUAGGCUCGGCACAGAUUUAGUCUUCACAUGUACGACCGCCAGGCUAGCGAACUACCUCGCCAUCUCUGGUCGCACAACCUAUCGAUACCAGUUCACACCCGUAUUCCCUUCGGUCGGGAUCUUCCCCAACCCAGGCGCCUACCACACUGCCGAGAUUCCUGAGGUGUUUGGCACAUAUCCACUUUCGAGUCAGUUCGGUACUGCGACGCAGCAGCAGAUUGAACUGAGUGCUUUCAUGCAGAAGACUUGGGCGAACUUUGCGAAGAACCCCGCUGGUGGUGUUGGAUGGCCCAAAGUGGGUAGUACGCUUGGCAAAGAGUUGGGUGUGCUGGGCAAAGACGGAAGUAGUGGUGUGACUGUUCGGCCACUGCUUGAGGCAGACUAUGCUUGCCCACUAUAUGCAGGCGUUGAAGAUCUUCUGGGCUUGUCUUUCAAGUAG
Alternaria incomplexa is the source of this 1623-nucleotide messenger RNA. RefSeq lists its product as uncharacterized. Bases 1 to 1623 code for a protein of 540 amino acids. The transcript has 3 exons. NCBI's taxonomy places the organism in Eukaryota, Fungi, Ascomycota, Dothideomycetes, Pleosporales, Pleosporaceae. The record is from RefSeq and is a predicted model, not a curated record.